Molecule: messenger RNA, 717 nt
Organism: Cylindrotheca closterium
Lineage: Eukaryota; Bacillariophyta; Bacillariophyceae; Bacillariales; Bacillariaceae
Source: the annotation of a GenBank genome assembly
AUGAGAAACGCGAGCCACAAGAACAGCAUUUCCUCCGAACCCCAAUGGCCAGUCGAUCUAUACCGGUACACUGAUUGCGAUGGCUGGCAAAGGCAGCAAACUCAGGGUGACACACCACUGUCUGCAUCGCCACGAAAAGAUUCCAUUGUUCUUCCAUCCUUGCGACAGAAAUUCACCCUCAAGGGCGACACGGAUCAUGACAAAUCGAGCGUCAUUCGUAGAAACAAUUGCAUACUUCUAGUAUCACGCAAGCGAACAAGGGCCAUGUUGCUCAAAUUUGCCUCGCUACAAGACUGUUUGGAGUUUUCGGAUCGCUUUUGCGAGAUUAAUCAUCCUUCCUUGAUUGAGCAGCAUCAUAACAAUGAUGACAACCUUGCACCAAAAGGCCCUCGCAAUCAAAGCCAGAAUUCUAGCUACUAUAAUGUCAACCCUGAGGAUGGUCACACUGAGCAAGUCGUCAUGGCAAACAACCACCAAGCCCCUCAAGUUCGCAUCGAAGAUCAAGAACAAGUGCUUUCCCACAUUGUGCAGCUGGUUCACAAUCCCGAAUUCAUGAGCUUUGUUCACAAAUUGGAGAACUACAUUGGAAGCUGCAACGAUGGCGCUCAACUGUUGAAAGCUUUGGAAGUGAAUCCAAAUACGGACGACGGAAGAAUGGAAACGGAUACAAUGGACGCUCACACAAAUAUUUCCCUACAAUGCGACUUUCAUACCUAG